GUGCGAUUUUCCGUAAAAGAAUUUGGCAAGUGACGAUGGCAGCUGAUGCUGAUAGUUUUAUCAUCAAGAUUGGUACAUUUGCAACCUUUCCUGUAUUUCUUUCCGAUUGUAUGUUAACAAUUUAGUAGUUCCACAGUUUUUUUCACCUAUAUUCGGCAGUAAGUUUCUUAUCGCGAUGUGUGUCGUGUUAUCUCCAAACGAUGGUUGCUGAAACGGAUUGUUGACGAAAAUGUGUGACCGUGGAUAAAAUGGCGCUUGUUAUUCCAAAUUUGCUGAAGGCCUAGGCCUCUUUCGUAAAUACAAUGUGAAAUUUUCGCGUGUGAAUCAGUGAAACUUUGUGAAUAAAUAUCUGUGUGUUUUUUUCGUGUUUUCGUUUUAUUUUCUAGUGCAUCAUCAUGGCUAAUAACCCGCGAAAGUUCAUCGAAAAAAUUGCUCUCCACAAUCAGAAACAAUUAGAAGAAACUGCAGAAUUUGAGAAAAUCAUGCGGGAAGUCUCAGCUGCGACUCGAAGCGAGACGUCGCAGCAAAACAACCAACACCUGCGAAUCAACCCGAGUCUGGGCUCCUUCCACGGCGGCUCGCUGCCCAACGUCAACCACGUCGCCCACAAGAAAACCUCCUCCACCGUCGACCUCAAGGCGGCGCUGAACAACCUGGAGGAGAUGCAAGGCGGAGGCGUGACGGGGCCGGCGUACCGGGAGCGGGGGCGGAGCAUGGGGGUGGGGGUGGGGCCGAUGCGGGCCUCGCGGCCGGCCGAGCGGCGGACGGACACCUCGCCGUACUCGAGCGGGCCCUUCCUGUCGCCGCCCUCGCAGGACGGCUGGCGGCGCACCAACUCGGACUCGGCCCUCCACCAGAGCACCCAGAUGAACGACGCACACUCCCACCACAGCCCCGGCUCCCAGAGGAGAGCAACAGACGGACAACAGUACGAGAUCAGCAGGCACAAUAGACAUUUGUCAGUUUCACCAGAUGGGAGGCCUAGGUCAUGUUACGAUGUGGCUCGUGUCCCCGGAAUUAACAUUUAUCCUUCGCAACAAGACCCGGGCAUUGUACAGAUCCCGAUCGGGAACAACACUGGCUCGCUGCCCGAUUUAACUAGUUUCCACUUUCCGUCGCCUCUUCCAACUCCUCUGGAUCAAGAUGAUCAGCAUAGUGGCUCCACGUACAGCAAUAGUCCACAAGGAACAAGUACGUCUACGUUGUCACCGACAUCGAUACCCACGCGAGUUCCUGGCCGGUUCUCAUUCCAGAGUUCACCACCGCAUGAGUCACCUGGACCGCCACAGUACAGCCCUGUCAGCCCACAAAGUCCCCUAACACCAAACCAUCUUUCUGUGCCUUCACAUGUCAACUCUAGGUUCCUACAAAACAGGAAGCAAAGCAUAACAAUGGACGGAAGCCUAGACUCAAAAGCACCCAACAACUAUGGGCAAGCGUCGCCGGGGCAAGGGCAGCAGGGAGGAGGCGGACAGGCUCCGAACCAGGGCCAAGGCAACCCGCAGCAGUUUGUCUACCCGCAAAUACCAUCACCUCAACACUCGCAGCAGCAGUCCCAGUGCUCCGUGAGUGUCAGUCCGCUAAACAUUUCCAACCCCCAAAAUAUACCUGUCAAUCCUGGAAAUUCUUUAGGAUCGUAUAGAAAUGCUCAAUGUAGGAGUCCUCAAAAUUCCCCAGGACCCUGUCUUACUGUUAAGUAUGGGCGCGACAGCAACAGCCCAACGAGUAGUAAUCCUCAGAGUCCUGCAUCACCUUCCAACUCAAUCGCGGCUAGCCCGUUCUCAACGUCAGGUAGUUACUUCAUAAGUCAAGAUCAAACGAACGCUCUCCAACAGACGUUCCAACAGUUCACUGUGCAAGGAGUGGAUUGGAGUCAACUAUUGCACACUCUAGUGGAGGCCAAUCCGUCUGAGUGGAUAUCCCAGCUUCAGAUGGACAGUCCUGUAUCAAAUACUGUAGAUUACAUAGGAUCUCCAAAUAAUGCUUCUUAUCAUCUGAACGAUGAUGGGUGCAGCGGUGAACUGAGUGCAGAUCCUGGUUACUUCAGCACAUCACCGACACACUACAAUCGACAAAUGAACAGCUCACACACGACGCCAAAUACACCCUCUAGUAUUCCUGAUAUCGUAUUAACAGAUUUUUCCAAUGGCGAUGGAGAUAUCCAAAGGUCGGACUUCGGGAAGGAGAUAAUUUGCAAUGCGUUCGAAAAUGACUUGUUUUCGUCUGUAGAGAGCAUGCGGGAAGGAUUGGAUCCAAUUGACCUGGACGGACUCCAGCUGCUCACCGAUCCGAACAUGAUGCCUGCUGAUCCGGCAACCGAAGACCACUUCCGCCUCGACAGAAUGUAGUCGGCUCUCUUUCUAAAAUUAUCCUGAUCUCAUUCCCUCUGCGGCAGUUUCAACGCAAAUGUUGCGUUUGCAUGGUGACCUGUCCGGUCAUGAAGAUUGCUGUGCAUCGACUCCAACGGAAUCCUAUCCUCCUGAAGGAGUGGUCAAAUUUCAAAUCCGACCGCUGCCGCGCCAAACCAACAACCACAAAUUUACGACGCACAGGUAGUGAUUAUAAUUUAUUAAAUGUUUGUAAAAUAAGUUUUUCUACCCUUUUUGCAGUUUAACGUAAUUGUACUUGUUAAGCAUACUCUCAAGGCUAAUGUUGAAUGUUGAGUAUUUUCAGCGAUCGCCUGCGGAUGAGCUGCGCAGAGAAAACUGAACCAUUACUGUAGGAUCUCAACACUGCUGUUACAUUUCUCUUAAAAUGUAUCAAGAAUUUCAGUGCAGAAAAUCCUUAUCAGAAGAUUGAGUUGAAACCUGUCUCACAACUCCUUGUUCCAAGGGAGAAAGUUACCGUCUUGAAGUGAAAAAUUUAUUCACAAUACGUAUUUUUCUACUGCGUGACUGUAAUGUAUGUCUAGUCAUAUUGCAAUAUUGACCUAUUGAAAAACAAAGUAACUUUCCCUUUUGCCUUCCUCUGUUUCUAAGUAUUCAUACUUAAUACUUAAUUUGCUCAGAAUGAUGCUUCAGAGUAGCUUUUAUUAUCAACUACCAAUCACUGAAAAAUUUCCUGUCAUUUGUUGGAGGUAUACCUAUCUUGAUGUUUAGAUUCAUCAAAUAAAAGCUAUUUAUUCAUUUUUUAAUGAAAGGAGCAGUCCAUUUUUACCCCUCAACGUAAAUUUUGUAAUGAUGGUUUUAUGUCUAAGACUAAAUUAAUUCAUGGAAAUUUGUUUUCAAGCGUAACAUAGAAAAAUACAUCUCAAAUUUGCAGUUAUAUAAUGGUGACUUUACAAAAAUACUCUUCAGAACCGCUGAAAAAUUGUGUGAGGCCUCAUAAAUUUCCUAUUGAAGAAUAAUAUUAGGCAGCGUACCUGCCAUAUUGGUUUACCUCAAAUUCAUAAGUAAGAUUCUGUUUUUCACGGCAUCUCAUCUGCAUUCGGACGCAGUUCAUGUUUUGUGUAUGAAUAUUGUAUGUAUAUUAAUUAAACUUUAAUUAAAUUAAAUUAAUUAAAUCAUUUAUUGCAUGAGUAAGGUUAGUGGCUGCAACUAGGCAGCCCUUGUUAGACGUUUGAGGGAUUCGUUUUUCUUGUAUGUAAGUUAGUCGGUGGUAUUUUGAGACAUUCGCUCGUCCAGUAGAGUGCAGCUGCUUUCUGUCCUAAAUUAAAAGGGGCCAAGAGCUCAUAGAAGGAUCGGUUGGCGUACAUUUUGCAAUGAGGAGCCACUAUCUCUGGCUUGCUCAUAAAAACCCCUAUCGGUAUGGGGAAACAAAAUGCACGUAUGCUGUUUUGAAAAUCAGCCAGAGAGAGUAGUUGCUAAUUAUGAAACGUAGUCCAGUUGCAAGUUUGAGUUUUCUCAACUACCUUCUAACUGCGCAAAGUGUCAAGUGUAUAUGAUAGUUUGUUAGUUAUGGUUAGUUUUCGAAUUCAUCGCAUCAACAAGUCUUUAAUGUUACUAUCUUUUCUUUUUGUACUUAGAACAAAGGACUUCAAGGUUGAUUCGAAAAAGUUGUAAAAAAUUUUAAAACUUAUGUGGCAUCUAUAAAUGAAACAAAUCAAUGGAUCUCGAAGACUUCGCGAGAGUUAUGCUUUUUUAAGAAAAUCAUAUUCAUGAGACUUUACGAGUAAUUGACUAGGGCCUAAAAAAGGACAUAAAAUAAACAUGGCAUAAUUUUCUAGAAAUUUGAUUAAGAUGAUAAAUUAGGUUCCAUAAGCGGAGUACGAAACGAAUUGUCAAGUUUCACAAAAUUUCUUAGUAGCAAAAAAUUGUCCAGUAGUCUUAAGUAAAUUAGAGAUUCAAAGAUACCAGCCACAUUUUAAGCGAAUUAGAAGAAGCUGCAAUAAGUUUAGGAGUAAGAAGCUGUAAAGAUGCCAAAAAGUUUUUAAGAAUUUUUGAGAGGAAAGAAAAAUAAUUUUAAAUCAAUGAACUCUUCUGAAGUUUUUUGAAAUGAGUCAGAAAUCAGCUGCAAAUUAAGGGGCAGCGCGUCUCAGGAGACUCCGCGUAACCAGGUUAAUUGUUCUUAAAAUUGCGUUUAUACUUUUCAACAUUUUGUUUAUGUACUUUAAGUUUAGCAAAUUUUUAUGGUACUGUUACUAAACCUGUUUCUCUCUAAGUUUUUCAUAAUUUAACAUAGAUGCGAGCAUUUUGUCCUUUUCUUUUUGGUUUGUCACUACUAUUGUUGGUGGCCGAGGCUCUACCUGCAAAUUGUUCAGAAGAAACAUGAUUGUGGUCUCAGUAUAAUGGAGGAAAUGACAAUGGCUCAACAUUUUGAGGUCCCUUCCACCCUUCCAGUGUCAAGUAUCUUGGAAGAUUGUAUGGAAAGAAUUUCCAAGCUCUGAUUUUAUUAAUUUUUUCAUUUUUUAUUCAUUGACUCAGUAGUAAUUUACUUUCCAGUCUCAAAGUUUAACAUCAAGAACCAUUUUUAGAAAGCAUGAGGUUGGUUAAAGUCUUAAAAAUCAAAUUUUCUCAAAUUCAUCACUCAAGGCAGAAAAUCAUUAAGAAUUUUUUCCUCCCAAAAAAAUAAAAUGCGGCUAUUGUAAGAUUCAGAAAUUGCCUAACAAAUAGACGUUUCUUCAGUAUAUUCCAGCGAGAAAUGUGUUUUUGAGCUUUUAAAGUCUGAAAUCUGCUGUUUGACUGAAAAUAAAAAAAAGGCUAAAAAUAAAAGGCUUAAAGAUAAUGUUAUGAAAAGAAUGUUUCUCAUUAGCCUGAAGCUUAUGAUAUCAUAUUAGGGGAUGUUUCAUGGUUGCAACCAACUUGGAUCCAAUGAAACAUGCCUGCGGCAUUAUUCAAAUAACUUACCAACGAUUUCAUCGGG
Messenger RNA from Bemisia tabaci, 5301 nucleotides. Lineage: Eukaryota; Metazoa; Arthropoda; Insecta; Hemiptera; Aleyrodidae. The record is from RefSeq and is a predicted model, not a curated record.